AGUCGUUUUCUUUCGGAGGGACAAUCACAAACUGGAUCGUUUAUCCGGUUCUGCUUCUGUCAUCGAGAUGAAGAAAAACAAUAACGCGUGACAAUGUAGUUCCUUCGACGAGAUCGCUCAUCGUUGUCCUGCUUCUUCGAAGGCGAAGUCCGAAGGUGAAGCAGCGUUGCAGUGUGUUGUGCGGCAGCAAGAACUCCAACUGCGACAUUCGUUCUUGUUGAGCAGAAUUCAUCUACAUCUCCAGUAGUUGGAGACACGCUUGCCACGCACUAAUAUCGACGCAAGACCACAACACAACUUCUUCGUGGGUGCAUUUACUACUUAUUUUCUCCGGCUCUGACCAGGUCUGACUUCUUGUGCCGGCUUCAUCAUGCCACCGUCUCUUCCCCGUCCUGGUCGUCUUGAGGAGCAGAACGACUUUGCUGGAGAUCCGCACUGCUCCACCACAAAAAUUAUCGUUCCAGUGAAUUUCACGGGCACUACAACGUCCGUGCUGGGAACGGUAGGCGAAACGACCGGAGAAGAAGUAGUUGCGACCACACCGCAAGAUGAUGAACCUCGCGUUUUCACAAUCAAGACCGGUUCUCUGAAGACACUUGGUGGCGGUUCCAUAAGUGUGGUCGGCGGAACGAUAAAUGUGACGAAUAUUCCUACGGCUCCUGCGAGCCUGGUCCCGGCGAGCGUUGAUACGGCGAAAGACGCGGGUGCAGAAAAGGUGAUCCCGAGUGCGGCUAUGGGGGAGUUGGCCGCGACGGCCGCGAGCGAAAAUCGCGAAACGCUUGAGAGGCUGAAUCUUAACAAGGUCUGUUCCAAGGCACCAGAGGUACAAGUGGAUACAAUUAUUUCACAGGAUUUCGUGUGAGGAGUCAGUGUCUUGCUCUUGACUCUAGGUGAUGGACUGUCGAUUCUUGAUGCUGGGCUGUCAACGACGAUGCCGUGCUUUUCACGACACUCCUGAACGCUGGUGAGUGCCAGUUUUUCGUAUUCAUUGAAUCAAUCUCAUUGUAGUAUGUAAGGUAGCUUGUUCCACCGAAGAACGUGACCAUGAACACAUGCAAACUCAGGAGCUCCUGUUGGUCCCGGACAAGGAACCUGCUAAUAUGGCUACCAGUUUAAUCUCGCCGAAGCAGGCCCGCAAGGAGGACGCAAAGGCUGCACUGAAAGAAAUAGAAAGUGAAGAUGACCAAGAACCAGGGCAGCACCUGUACCAGACGAGGGAAGAACGAAAGGGUGAACUCUUGUUGCUCGUGGACGAUACCGACGCAAACACUUUCACUUCGUCUUUGAAUGCAGCAUCGACGUCGCACCACCAGCUCCGAGUACAAGAUCAAGGCGAGAAAGUAGAGGGCGAGCCAGUAGAAGAAGCACCAUCUCCAUCGUCUGCCGCCGUCGACCUCGAUGUGAGCGUGAGCAUGUCCGCGAAGAACGAGCUGUACAAUUUUUUGAAAACCUGUGCAGCCGAUAGGAAACCUGACAUCUCCGACGGCGAUAUUCAUGCCGCAUCUUCAUCUACUGCAAAAUCUAGAAACGAAAGCGCUGCCGGCCCGGCCGAGCAGCACGCCACCGGCGCCGCAGUGGAAAGCGACAGAAUGGAAACUAACGCACUUGAUGCAGAGGAUGAGGCAGAAAAUGAAGACGAUCCUGAGCUGUAUCACACAAAAAAAUGUCUAGCGUGCAAGCAUAUUAUUAAUAUUAUCUUCAGUGUGCAUUAUUUACAAUGCAAAAAUAAAGGUAAGCUUAAACACACAGUCUCCGUCACAGAGUCCAUGCAUAGCUGAAACAGGCUGCUACGGCGAGCGAGCUCCUGGAGACAACGAGAUCUCUUUGUCUACUUAUUCUUCACCGCUCAUCUAUGCAAGUUAAAAAGCCCAAAGCUUAAACUGCACGAGCGCUUUUCUGUGUGAUAAUGUCCUGAAACAGUUGCAAGAGAUGGACGCACUUCUCCCGGACAAUAUUUUCGACGAGAAUGGAGACGAGGACGACGCGGAAGCAGCUGCGCAUUAUGUAUACGCAUUUUACGGUUUACGCACUGCAAAAACGUCGAGGUCUGGAAGAGUGGUCCGGAAAUUUGUCAUGCAUUUUGAUUUUUUGACCACUAAAACGGGCGGUGUUUCUCCAGACCUUGGUGGUGACCGGUUGAGACACCGAUCGCCAGCUACUUACAAGCAGCAACAUAGAUAGUUCGUUAAACAGUCACUCGCUCGCCUGAAGAAGCGAACACACGAUUGAUUUUUUGGACAACGCAAUCUUCUGGGCUCUGUUUGAAAUUUAUGCGGAGGGGGCUAUCAUGACUGACAAGUUGUACGUUUGCACGUGUCAAGAAUGGGCCCCCGGAACAAUUACUGGCUUGCCGGGCAGUCAAUUUAACUUUACGCAUCAUAUUAAGUUUGCAGCACGUUUCCAGACCCAGGCAUGUUGGCAAUGCAUACGCGGCGGCCGCAUUCUUGGAUCCUUCCUCGCCGGUCGAUCUCAAGGCUGGUGCACAUAUUCCGGUAGAAGAGGGGAUGGACGAUGAACACGAUAUCAAGAAAUUGAACGACGCUGAUGGUGAUGUCCAGCAUGAAGUAGAAAGCGAUGUGCUAGGUGCGAUGGAGCGGACGGAAACGGAGACCAUGGGAAAGCAAGCUGAACAAGAUGAAGGGACAAGCAAAACCAAUGCCAAACGCCCGCGAUCCCGAUCGCGAUCCAAACAAAACGAAAACCAAAAAGGAGGUAAGCCCAUGGCCAUGUGAAUGCGGCUCAACUUUUUUUCAACGUGAAUGUUUCUAGUUGCUCUUGCGACGUAGACUUUAUGAGUGCGCAUGUAAAUGUUGGUGUUGGGUACCUAAAUAGAUGUACUAACACCGCUGUUGUUUAUUUUGCGACAGAUGAGGACGGUAAGCUUCACCUUUUCCUUUCUAAACCAAAAACCAACAAUACCAAACCAAUAAUUAUCUUGCACUGAUGAAGGAGAAAUAAAAUCUCCAGAUGAAGUUCCUGUGACUGACUCUUUGCUUCUGCUCACCGCUCGCGAGAACGAAGACGUGGACACCUUCAUGACGGAAGAUGUUGACGCAGAUGCACACCAACAUGAGCCUGCGACAAAGAGCCAGAAAAAGGCUGUGGAGGAGGUGGACAAGGUCAAGGAUAGGGAGUUCGAACGUAGUCACGAGAGCAACAGAGCUUCCUUCUACCCCUUGCUGCGCGCGACCUUUUUCAGAGGACCCAGACUGCGUCUGGAGCGGAUCGAGGCAAGGACGCAUCUCGUGAACUACACGGCGGCGGGAAAGUACAAGACGUCGGAAUGGCUCGGGCAGAAGAUCAAGGACGAGCUUCGCUUUACCUGCGCGGAGCUCAGCGCCGAAAAGCAGUUAACGGCGGGCGUCCCGCAGUUUUUUGUCACCGGGGAAAUGGCUUUGAUCGACAAGAUCGUAGAAGAAGCAAACGAGCAAAUCUUCCAAAAGGCAGUGGCCGCAUUGGAAGUGAUACCCAGUGCAAAAGCAUCGCACUCGUUCAAGAGGUCGCUGUGGUCCUAUCGUAUAGUUACUAAUUGCGGCGAACUUCCUUGGAAAUUAAUGAGUAAGAGAGCACAAGUUUGCGUGUUGACGUCACAGAUUGCGAAAUAAGUAGUAGCUGGUGACAAGUUAGCAUGAGCAGGCAUCGGGCAUGCGUACGAUUGACUAUCUUCAAUUCCUACGAGUGCGAUGGAUAGUUUUGCACUGGAUAAAACGUCACAAGCAAGAACAUCACAGCUGCAGGAUUGCCGGAAGAAAAGCAACAGGAGGAACUGGCAAGUUUCUUCUCUGCGAUACCGAUCACCAAAGCACCAAAUAAGAGCAAAGGGAACUCUCACUCUGCAAACUACGAUUUCGAGUACGGCACCUACCUGAUCGCGGCUUUCCAGCAGGAUCGUCGCGAUCACGAAUCGGGAAGUACUGCGGUCGGAGAUUCAUCACAGGAGGUCGAGUUUCUUUCGGACAACUUCCAAUCUGCAUUCGACGGCGGUCGCCUGGCCGCAAAGAUAAACGCAGCUGAAAUAUGCGAUGUAAAAGCCCGUGCCGGUGCCCCCCUUCACCAUGGAUUUGCAUAUGUUUCAUCUAACAAUAACAAACUCGUUCUAAAUUUGCGAAUGUGCAACGUAUCAAUCACUUGCUUCCCGUGUAGUUAUCGUGCUCGUGGUUGAUGGCCUUGGUCACAUGGUAAAGGAAAUGUGAUUGUGGCUCCCGCCGAGGCAGGUUUUCAUUGCACACGAAUCUGCGAAGAACGAUGCUGGAGAAAAAAUAACCAACCCGGUGAAUAAACAGAACAGCAUACCAAAAAAAAUUCUGCGCGUUCCCACUCCCAUGAAGAAGAUGAAGAUACAAGGCAAGUCCAGUGCUAGUUCUUCUUCGACGUGUAACACUAGCAGGAACAGCUCCUCGUCGUCGGCGACGUCUAAGAAAGCCGACAAGAUGAAGAAAAGCAAAACCAAUCAAGCCAAGGCUUCAUCCGCAGCUAGCAAGAAAACUGCCGCUGUCUUUGGACUGAAGAGCAACGACGCCGAUUUGAGUGAGAAAGUGACGAACACCACGGCCACCGCCGUAUCUGGGCAGGGCUCGUCGUCCUUGUUGAUCAACAAGAAUCCGACUUCUACUGACACCAACGCCACUACCCUGAAAGGACUAGAAGUUUCUGGACAUGAGAAGAACACAUCGACAUCCGAAGGUGCAGCUGGUGUCCUCGCAGGAGAACAGGGAGGACAAGAGCGUGAAGGACUGGCUGCUGGUCAAGGUAAACCAGAAGCUUUGAGGUUUUACCCCUCGAUCCCAAUGAAAAUCAUUAAGGCCAAAAUGGGGCGCGGACGGCCGAAGAAGACUGAUAUUGCUGGCGCAGCUGCAACAUCUUCUACUAGUUCUAGCUCCAAGACAACACUAAAGCCGGCUUCCAAGUCUUCAUCGUCCUCAGCAAAUAACUCCAAGAGCGCGCCGAUGGGUGUGCAGCAGGGAGGGGAGGUGGAAAUAAAAUCAGGAGGCGCUACGUCUUCUUCUGGCUCCGGCUCCGGGUCCAGCAGCAGGAAGGUUGUCACGUCUAGUACGGUUUUCGAGGAUCAACAAAAAUCCGGUUCCUCGUGGUCUUCAAGUGCUGCGUCCUCCUCCUUCGACGCGAGAGUGGCCAAGGUUGCUGCAGCAUCUUCCACCGGUUGUACCGGUAAACAUUACAACUCGAAUAAGGACAGUUGUUCCACCAGUUGGAUGAAGAAGUAGAACACUUCUUCAUCCAACUGGUGGUCGAAGGCUUUUUUCUUGCUUCUCGCAUUUAUGUAAAAAAAACUAAGUCAUUUGAAUCUCAUUGAUUCCAAUGCUUUCUGCAAAGAAAUCGAGCAGGCUAUUCUUCCUGCGUACAUAUCAUAGUUGCAGAUGAUGAAUAGAGGGCAGUUUCUUUUUUUAUAUUUUUUGGUCAGCUGCAAGAGCGGCUAACCUCAACAAGUGCAGACCAUGCCCAUGCACAGCUGGUUGUGCAAUUUUUCAUAUUACAGUGAAAAGUGCCCCCACCCCUCAAAUUGCAAAAAUUUGUGAUGCGAAGUUUCCAAAUGAAACCUUUUUGUCAUGCAUGAAAGGAGUAUAAAUCUUUCUGAUGCAGAGUCUAGGCGUGUAUCGCAUCGCUUGCAUGACAAGCGCCGCUCUUGCUGGGGUCUUUUGCAAUACAAAUUUUCGCUAUUCACGAUUGGAAAUCUGUGAUGCUGAUAGGUGCAAGAGGGCGAAUGUUUCAUUUGGAAAGGUUUGCAAUACAAAUGCUUUCAAGUUCGGGGGUGGGGGCAUUUUUCAUUCUGAUAUUUCCAGAUUUUUCACUAGAAGAAAUUAAUGAAUCAAGGGGCGCAAAAGUCGCUCACGGAAAGAAAUCAAUACUGUUAGGCUUAGAAUCGUAAUGCCCAGGGUAAAAUAAUGGAAUUCAAGUGUGUUUAUGUUUUAGUUUUUUUUCCAAGAAAAAAUACUCAGCAGCAGCAACAAUAUAGCAUGGCCAUACGAACACGAACAUCAAAGAAACAGCAGUCACUCAUAUUUUUUUUUGAUGGAUGUUGGUGUUGCAUGGAUAGUGGCACAGUAUGUCAAAAUUGAAACUCACACUCAAAUUAUAUUUUUUUUUGCCGCAGAAGAUUGCGACUACAUUUAACAUGUUGCUGCAGAGUCGGAGGCUUUUGAAAGAUACUACAUGUUGACUUUGUCACACACACGCAUGAUUGCGAAACGACAAGCGAUCGAAAAGACGAGAAACCCAAAUUUGUACUUCAUUCUCAAACUCAACAUUCAACAACGUCAACGCUGUGAACAAUCACAAAGAAAAACGCG
This is a messenger RNA of Amoebophrya sp. A120, 6305 nucleotides long. Lineage: Eukaryota; Dinophyceae; Syndiniales; Amoebophryaceae. The record is from the annotation of a GenBank genome assembly.